AUGCUCGGAAGCGGAAGCAAAUUGUUGAAAAUACAGACCGAAAGCCAUCCGAUGGUGAAAUACAAGCCAGUCAGCGGCAGACCGAGUAUUGAUAUUUGCUCUCAACUCCCGCGGGACUCUGAAGAAGGUAGACCGCGAGAAAAUGGCAUCGAUGAGGCCUACCUCACGACCGACCGCGCGAAACGACCAUGUCGUUGUGAGGGCUUCUCCCGGGCCUCCAUCAAACAAACUUUCCUCAUACUCCUUGCCGGCAUUGGUCUUAUGAACAUAGGAUACCAAGUCUAUUGGUUCCUUCGAUCCUUGAGACCAAUAUCGUGCAACUGUGGCGAAACCGUCUCAGAGGCCAUUGCCAACGGGUGUCGGUACGAUUCAUUCGCCGCAGCCUGGCUACCGCCGGCGUGCCGGAAUGAUGAGCUGAUCGAUCGCUUUGAACGUGCGGGUCCGAACCCAGAUGGUAGCUGGCCGUACUAUGGGAACAAGAAUAAAACGCAACUGCUAUCCCUUAAAGAGGUCUCCAUGCUGCCUGAAACAGGGGGCCAUUUUUUCACUACGCACCAGUGGCAUCUUGUUCACUGUGCCUAUUAUUGGAAGAAGAUGUUUCUGGCUGUGGAACAAGGGACAAUCAUUGAGCAUCGGUAUAACAACUUGGCCCACUUGGAUCAUUGUGAGGUGAUGUCUUUGAAAAGGGACUCCUUGGAUACUAUCGUGACUGAGGCUGGUGUGGCGCUUCAUUCAGAUGUGAUCGUGACUGCGAAGAAGCAUAAGCAUGAUCAUGGAGAUAAGACAAGGCUGGCAUGA
Molecule: messenger RNA, 798 nt
Organism: Aspergillus bombycis
Lineage: Eukaryota; Fungi; Ascomycota; Eurotiomycetes; Eurotiales; Aspergillaceae
Exons: 1
Coding region: 1-798 (265 amino acids)
Source: RefSeq, a predicted model, not a curated record